Molecule: messenger RNA, 2383 nt
Organism: Durio zibethinus
Lineage: Eukaryota; Viridiplantae; Streptophyta; Magnoliopsida; Malvales; Malvaceae
Product: F-box protein CPR1-like
Molecular function (GO): protein binding
Source: RefSeq, a predicted model, not a curated record
UUUUUUUAUUUCACUAAAAGACGAUUUCACCAAUUUCCAGUUUGGCAAUUUUUAAGAAUCAUAAACAGAUUUUUUUCCCAGUGACCCUGUGAGUCGUAAACUGGAGCAAUUGCAGCUAAUUCUUGGAAACCCCAUAUUGGCAAUGGCUGAGUGAAUUUAACUAUAUUUCAGGGUUUUAUUUGCAGUUUUCUUUUCAGCCAAAGUUAUUCUGACUGGGAAAUUUCUCCAUUCACUAUUUUGGUUUUAGAGCUGAUGACUCUUUCAACAAUGUCCAAAAUUUCAGAUUCUUGGUAUAGUGUGCAAUGUAAGCUUCUUGAUGAUGAAGACAAUGUGGGUUUAGCUAAUUAAGUUAGAGGCUGUCAAAAGUGCAACGGCAGACACAAGAAUGAAUCUGAAGUGAAGCCAUGGAAACACUCCCUCAGCUCCCUGAAGACAUUAUUGUCAACAUACUGUCCAGGCUGCCUGUCAAAUAUCUGAUACAACUCAAGUGUGUAUCCAAGCCAUGGUUGUCUUUGAUCUCUGAUCCUCAGUUUGCCAAACUACACCUUGCACAGUCAAAGAAGAACAGCAUCAGCCAGAGGGUACUUCUCAUCUCUGAGCCUCUUGAAUCAGCAGCCUGUGAAGCUUCUGAUGAUGAUCUUGAUGAUGCAAGCAAACUAAUAUUUGAGCUUAAGUAUCCAGCAGCAAUGAAGAAGACUCCUGACUCUGUUGAAUUGGUGAAUGCUUGGCUUGAUUUAGGAGGGUCUUGUGAUGGCUUGAUAUGUGUAGUCUUUAAUGAUGAACGCAUCUUCUUGUGGAAUCCAACAAUUAGAGAAGCCUUGGAAUUGACAAAGCUCGGUCCUUUUGAUCCAAAGGGUACGUUCUCUUACGGUCUUGGCUAUAAUUGCUCAACUGAUGAUUACAAAGUAGUCAGAGUUGCUCGCCCUUCCCCUGCUGUUGCUUCUAAUGAAACUGAAGUCGAAGUCCUGGAAUUGAAAACUAACUUCUGGCGAAGGAUUCAGGGUCUCAAAUCUGGCAUAGAAAUAGAAGGAGAAGGGAUUUUUCUCCAUGGAGCAUUGCAUUGGUUAGCAUCAAGACAAACUGGUCCAAAAAAAUUUUAUGUAAUUGUUGCAUUUCACAUGGUAGAAGAGAAAUUCUAUGUAGUGGUGCCAAUACCAGAUAAUAUCAAAGAGAGCAGACAUGAUUUGCUGGUUUUGGGGAUUUCAGGAGAUUGCUUGUGUCUGUUCGAUGGGUGCGGUUAUGGCACUGUUUUGGAGGCAUGGCUGUUGAAGGAAUAUGGCGUCAAGUCCUCAUGGACUAGGUUGUUCAGUGUUCAGAGAGAAACUUUGCAGGGACUUGAAUACUGGGGGAAUGCGCUAUGCUAUACAAAAACUGGUAAAGUUGUAAUAGAUUAUGAUGGGAGGAAAUUAGUGUGGUAUGAUCCGAAGGAAAAGACAUCAAAAACUUUUACUCCACGCAAUGAAUGGGUUUGGUUUCAGCCUGCUGUCUAUAUUGAAAGCCUUGUUUCACCACAUUGUUGUUUGCUUACCAGUAGACACAAUGACAAAGAUAUUUGAGAGACAAUGAACGUAUCACAUGGCAUGAACUUCAUGUGCAGGCAUAACGGACCUAUUGUGUGGCUUGGACAUCACAUCGUAAGCAAGAGAAACCUAUCUUGGAAUGGUUAACAAAUGGGGACAAUGCCUGCUCUGAUAUAUGUAGAAGUUUUCCUUGUUCAAACAUGAAUAAGUAGCUAUGAAUUUGUAUUUUCUUUCGUCUGAUAGUAGCGUCUUAAUAUGAUACAAGCUGCAAAUCAUCUAUGUUGAAACCUUUUAAUGUUUAGAACCAAAAUUAUUAGAAGUCAGUUGGUUUGAUGGGACUGAAUUUUACAUUUUGAACAUAUAGAUUACUUUUGUGGUUAAUGGAUUGAUUAAGCUGUAAAUUAACAAGCAUGUACCAGAGUACUAACAUACUAUUCAGUCCACUUUUUUGCGCAAUAGAAGAGCUGUAUUUCAGAUUGCAAAAGAUAUAAAGAAUCAAAUAAAAAUAUGUACCGGGACUGAUUGGAGGAAUCAAGUGGAAAAGGACAAAAACUCAACCAAAACAAAGGUGUUUCUGCAAAAUAGGCUUGAUUGCUUGAAGAUCUGGGUUGAUAACAAUAAUUAAAUGAGCUUAAUGCAACGAUGCAGCAAAGAGGCUCAUUCUUCAAAUUGAAGGCAUUCCAUUUGCCACAAUAUUGAUAUUUCUGCUGCCUGUGUGUAUGCGCCAUAAGCAUAGAUUGCAUGACCAAAAGUCCCUGCAAAGUGUGUGAUUAACUCCAUAGCUUUCACCUAUGCCAAGAAUUCUAAAGCUGUAAGUGGCAAUUUAAUUGAAAACAAAAUUUUGAAGCUUUCAUGUAACUUGG